This is a messenger RNA of Arvicola amphibius (Eurasian water vole), 1500 nucleotides long. It is a transcript of the gene Tektl1, whose product is annotated as coiled-coil domain containing 105. The coding region runs from base 1 to 1500 and encodes 499 amino acids. The transcript has 7 exons. The record is from RefSeq and is a predicted model, not a curated record. Lineage: Eukaryota; Metazoa; Chordata; Mammalia; Rodentia; Cricetidae.
AUGCCUGUGGUGCUACCCUCCACCGACCGCGGUCAGGACUCGCGCGUCGGGGCUCCAGAAUGGCGCCAGGCAGCCCAGGCCACUUCUCGCAAGGCGCACCUUCUGACCGAUCGCUGCGGGCAGGAGGCGGUGACCAUGUGGCAGCCCAAAGACACUGUGCUGGACCCGAACUUGGCUCGCCACCUGGGCCGCGCCGCCUACAUGGAGCCUUGGCGCUUUCGCGUGGAGAUGCUGAAAGGAGGCGGCACCCUGGAGAAGCCACCGCCCGGAGAAGGCGUCACUCUGUGGAAAGGGAAGAUGAAGCCCCCGGCCUGGUACGCGCGCCUACCGCUGCCUAUGCACCGUGACGCGCGUGCCCAGCAGACCGCCGAGGUUGUGCACGCGCACGCGCGCGGGGCGCGCCUCACUGCCGCACGCCUGGGCCGCGCGCAGCACCAAAUCAAUGGGCAACUGCGGCUUUUGAUGCGCCAGCGCGAAGCCAGCGAUCGCAGACUCAGCGAGGUGCGCAAGGGCCUGCUCAUCAACCAGCAGAGCGUCAAGUUGCGGGGCUACAGACCCAAGUCCGAGAAGAUUCCAGACAAGGCUGACAGCAUGCUGGUCUGGGAGAAAGAGGAGCUGAAGUCCAUGAAGAGAAAAAUGGAGAAAGACAUGGAGAAAUCGGAGACCUUGCUCAAGGCUCUGGCCUCCUGCCGGGACAAUCUGGACUUCUACUAUCAGGAAAGGCUUCAAGCUGUGGAUCUCAUGAACCAGCCGCUGGACAAGGUUCUGGAGCAAGCUGGCCGCCACUCCUGGGUGGACAUCACCCGACCCCCAACUCCUCGAACUCAGGGCCUGAAAACACCUCCCCCUGACCCUGUGGGCACAUACACCCCAGCCUGUGCUAGGGCCUUGUUUGAAGCCAAGCGCUUGUUGAUGGAGUCCAAAGACACCUUAGCGGAGAUGGCAAAGAAUGAGGUGGACAUUCAAAAUCAGCAACAGGAGAUCAGCGACCGCGUAUGCGGCACACUGGUGCAGAAGAUGCGUGAGACCUCGGAGUUGAAGGAAAGAAUGACCAUGACUUUAGGGCUAAUGAGGGGAACUAUCCACCGGUGCAUGAAAUUCAGUCAAGAGAUGUAUGUCACGAGGGGCCUUAUCAAGGGUCCUCUGUUGAAAAGAAAUCUAGAGGCUCGAGAGAAGCUGAACAGACCCUUGGUUCGCAUGUAUCAGAGACACGUGGGCACCCAGCUCCCGGAGGCUACGCGCCUUGCCCAGGGUACUGACAAGCUGAUGCGCCACAACUUGCACAUGGAAAAGAAUUUAGAAGAGCUCCGCGUAACACACGACAACCUCGCCUGGAGCCUCAGCUGCAAAAAGACAGGACAUGACGUCGACUACGAUGUCGUGCGCCUGCGCCUGCGCCAGCGCCACCCGCAUGUGUGCUAUGCGCAGGCACAGAACCUGGUCAACGACUGGGACCCUCGCACACCACCGCGGAACCGAACCAGUACUGUCCCCAAGUGA